AUGGUUGGUGAUGGGGUUAAAGAGAUGAUUUUGGAGAGUUGUAGGGGGGGUUUGAGGGGCUCGGGGUUUCGGUUCCAGGAUGAUUGGGCUAGCGUCAUAUCAGGCUCUGAUGAAGGCAUCUUCGCAUGGGUGGCUGCAAAUUAUGCCCUUGCUCUAGUAGGUGAUCCUUUGGAAACUACUGGGAUAAUGGAACUUGGUGGAGCUUCUGCUCAGGCUUCCAUGAAAAUGGACAAUGGAAAGACUGCAUUGGUUCCACUUUUUCGAAGUCAAGAGAACAUAGCUGCGGAGAAUGAAAGGCGAUGCAAGACGAUGCAGGGAUCAACAAGAUUAUGGUAUUAGCCUGCGGUUUCAACGGGUGUCAUGCCUCUGGUAGACCUGUUUGUCGAUGCA
Molecule: messenger RNA, 390 nt
Organism: Asparagus officinalis (garden asparagus)
Lineage: Eukaryota; Viridiplantae; Streptophyta; Magnoliopsida; Asparagales; Asparagaceae
Product: probable apyrase 3
Exons: 4
Coding region: 1-339 (112 amino acids)
Biological process (GO): nucleoside diphosphate catabolic process
Cellular component (GO): membrane
Molecular function (GO): nucleoside diphosphate phosphatase activity
Source: RefSeq, a predicted model, not a curated record